UGCUCAUCUUGUCUCCCCUUUCCCCUCUCAUCUCCACUCUACCCCAUCCCUCUUCCUGCCCUCCUGUCCCCAUCCUUCUCCCUCAGGAGAGCCGUACACCAACUGCACCGCUCUGAACCCAUUUGUGCAGUGGAAUCUGCAGCCGCUGCUACCAGCCACUCCCCCCUCCUUCACCCUCACCUCACCACCCCCACCCGCCUUCACGCCGCCAUACGCCCUCUCGUCCAUCUGCUUGUGGACGUCCCUCUCCGCCAUCGCACCUGGUCGCACACAAGCAACAGCCCUCCUGCCACUGCCGCCACACACAAAGCCUGCUGAUGCAGAUGCUGGCAGUGGAGGCGAGAAGGCAGUGGGGGGCGCAGUUGGUUCGAGUCAGGGCGUGCAGGGGGAGUGGGCAGUGGCGGGGUAUGAGGCGAUGCGUGUGGUGCAGGUGGGGGGUGGGUGGCGCCAGGGCAGCUAUGGCCUGCCCUCCUCCCUCGCUGCCUCUGCUGCACCUGCUGUGUCUGGAAGGCAAGGUGACUUGUCUGGAAACCUUCGUUGCACUUCUUUGUAG
Molecule: messenger RNA, 553 nt
Organism: Closterium sp. Naga37s-1
Lineage: Eukaryota; Viridiplantae; Streptophyta; Zygnematophyceae; Desmidiales; Closteriaceae
Source: the annotation of a GenBank genome assembly